UUUCAUUUCUCAAUCUCUCUCACGCACUACACAGUUCAGGAAAGGAAAGGAAAAGGUUAUCACUCCACUCAACUCAACUCAAUCAACUGCACGAGAUAUAAGGAUAAACAGCUUUAUUGUUUUUAAAACCAAAGGAAGAGAGAUAGAGAGAUAGAGAGAAUCAGAGAAAGCUAAAGCUCUGCAGCCCUAGAAAUUUGCAUUCCGAUAAGGACUUUUGUGUAAAGCGCUUUUUGUAGUAAGUUAUGAUACUUGCCAGCCCUUCAUUCAGAUGACCUCCCUUCUCUCUAUCUACACCUUUAUUAUCCCUUCAAAACUCUUUCGCCUUUUUUAUCUCUCUUUCCCUUUUAACUUCUCUCUUCUUCUUCCUCCUCCGCUGGAAAACUUUGCUACCUCUAACCCAUUUCACUAAUGUCAAGGGGUUAGGGGUUUUGCCCAAGAAGAUGCUUGGUGUUUAAGGGUUUAUCAUGGGUUGGUGAGAGUGUGGACCUGUUUCAGUCUUUUCUGGUUUUUAUCUUCAAUAUGAAGCCUUUCUCUUUGUUUCUUCUGGUUUGGUAAGCUGUAAAUUAGCCUGCAUUUUGUCUUUUCUUUCAAGCCUUUGCUUUUCAAGUUUUGAAUUCCUUUCCUUCUUUCUUUUGUCGGUCUUCAAGAUUCUUGGUGUUGCUUAGAUUUAGUUAUUUCUGUUUAUUUUAUGUCUUCCUUCUUUGUUUUGGGUUAUUUCAAUUUUUUUCUUUUUCAUUUCUGGAUUUGAAAGAUCGUCUUGUACAAUACAACAGUGACUAUCUGCUUGAUGGUUAAACAAUGUAUCUGCAUUAAGCUUUCCUGUUUGGAAUUGAAGUACAUUGAGUGUUUUAUUAUGUGUGCUCUGAUCAAGUUACACGGAUUUGACUUCCUUUGUAAUUUCUGGUAAAGCUUACAUAUGGCUCUUGGUUCUUUUAAUGUUGGUCCUAAAAUCUUAUCUUUUUUUAGUAAGCACGGUUUGUUAGUUGCGAAUUGAGGUCCUUAGCUCUUGACAAGUAGGAGGUUCCAUAAUUUUGCAAUUAAUUGUGUGUAAGUUGAUCCAGAGAUACGUUUAAGUUUAGGUUUGUCAAAAUAAAUGCAUGGAUCGAAGGGAUGCUAUGGCUUUACCUGGGUCAGCCUCUUACUAUGUGCAACAAAGAGGGAUGACUAGUUCUUCUGGGGCGGGAACAACGCAUAAUCUACAUGGAUCACCCGGCAUUCAUACAUUAUCUACUCCAAAUGUGCAGUUUCAGUCAAAUAUUGGAGGCACUACUCUUGGAUCAACAUUACCUGUAGAGUCUUCAUCAGCAAUUUCACCUCAUGGUGUCAAUGUUGCUGCCCCUUCUGGCUUGCCACAAAUCGAGCCUGCUAAGAGGAAGAGAGGAAGGCCCCGGAAAUAUGGGCCCGAUGGCACUGUGUCAUUGGCAUUAUCUCCUUCUGUGUCCACUAAUCCUGGUACCUUAAGACCAACCCAAAAGCGGGGUAGAGGGCGACCUCCUGGAACUGGAAGAAAACAACAAUUAGCUUCACUUGGUGAAUGGCUGUCUGGCUCAGCUGGGAUGGGCUUCACUCCACAUAUCAUCACUGUUGCAGUAGGAGAAGACAUUGCAAUGAAAAUAAUGUCGUUUUCACAACAAGGGCCCAGAGCAAUAUGCGUUUUAUCGGCUAAUGGUGCUGUCUCUACUGCAACUCUCAGACAGCCAUCAACGUCUGGUGGCACUGUAACAUAUGAGGGGCGUUUUGAGAUAUUGUGUCUGUCAGGCUCCUACUUGGUCACUAGUAGUGGUGGCCCCCGCAACCGAAGUGGUGGUCUGAGUGUCUCUCUUGCUAGUUCUGAUGGUCGUAUCAUUGGUGGAGGAGUUGGGGGAAUGCUAAUUGCAGCAAGCACUGUUCAGGUAAUAGUGGGGAGUUUCCUCUGGGGAGGUCCAAAGACUAAGAGUAAGAAGGGGGAAAUUCCAGAAGGUGUGAGAGACCUAGAACAUCAGACAAUUGACAAUCCAGUGACUCUAACUAGUGCUCCUUCAAGUCAUAAUCUCACUCCAACUUCUUCAGUAGGUGUAUGGCCUGGUUCAAGGCCAAUGGAUAUGCACAAUCCCCAUGCUGACAUCGAUUUAAUGCGCGGGUGACAAAUCCUCUGUUAAUUUCACAAGCAAUGUGUAUGUUCUGUUGUUUGAACUCCACUUAAAUCUGAUUUAUGACUGUAGAAUCCAGUUGAUUUGGAACUUUGACAAAUCUCAAUCAAUGUUAUUUAUCAUAGAUAAUGUUUUGUACUCA
Molecule: messenger RNA, 2271 nt
Organism: Mangifera indica (mango)
Lineage: Eukaryota; Viridiplantae; Streptophyta; Magnoliopsida; Sapindales; Anacardiaceae
Product: AT-hook motif nuclear-localized protein 11
Exons: 6
Coding region: 1098-2123 (341 amino acids)
Molecular function (GO): minor groove of adenine-thymine-rich DNA binding
Source: RefSeq, a predicted model, not a curated record